This is a messenger RNA of Chlorella variabilis, 1920 nucleotides long. RefSeq lists its product as hypothetical. Bases 1 to 1920 code for a protein of 639 amino acids. Gene Ontology annotation, biological process: pyruvate decarboxylation to acetyl-CoA. The transcript has 9 exons. The record is from RefSeq and is a predicted model, not a curated record. Gene Ontology annotation, molecular function: dihydrolipoyllysine-residue acetyltransferase activity. Gene Ontology annotation, cellular component: pyruvate dehydrogenase complex. Lineage: Eukaryota; Viridiplantae; Chlorophyta; Trebouxiophyceae; Chlorellales; Chlorellaceae.
AUGUCGCUCAGGCAGAGGCUACCGCGCUAUGGCGCCCGCCUGCUGCGCGGCCUGGCGGCGGCGGAGCAGGGGGCCCUGCCCCGGGCAGCCGCGCUGCAGGGCGGGCGCGCACUGAGCAGCCUCGCGGCGCGUAGGGCGGGCGUGGCCAGCGGCGCCGCGCUGCCACGCACGCAGCACAGCGCGCUGCUCAGCCUGCAGGCGCUGCUGCACGGCUCGGCGCCGCUGGCCGACCUGCCGGCCUACCAGGAGAUGGCGAUGCCGGCCCUGAGCCCCACCAUGAACAGCGGCAGCAUCGUCACUUGGAAGAAGAAAGAAGGGGACUCGGUGGCACCCGGGGACAUACUGUGCGAGGUUGAGACGGACAAGGCCACCAUUGAGUGGGAGGCGCAGGAGGAGGGCUUCAUCGCCAAGAUCCUGAUGCCGGAGGGAUCAAAGGACAUCCCAGUGGGCUCCGCGGUGGCGCUGCUGGUGGAGGAGGAAAGCGACGUGGCCGCCUUCAAGGACUAUGCCCCCGGCGCCGCGGCCGGCGGCGGCGGCGGCGGAGGAGCGCCCGCCGCGGCUCCGGCCCCGGCUGCGGCCCCCGCCGGCGGCGGCGGCGGCGGCGGUGCCUCCUUCCCGGCCCACACCCUGCUGGCCAUGCCCUCGCUGAGCCCCACCAUGAACAGCGGCAGCAUCAUUGCGUAUAAGAAGAAGGAGGGGGAUGAGGUGGCAGCGGGGGACAUCCUGGCGGAGGUGGAGACGGACAAGGCCACCAUCGAGUGGGAGUCCCAGGACGACGGCUGGGUGGCCAAGAUCCUGGUGGCGGAGGGCAGCACCGGCGUGGAGGUGGGCACGCCCGUGCUGGUCAUCGCUGACAGCGCAGACGCGGUGGCCGCCUUUGCCGGCUUCACGCCUGCAGACGCAGGCGGCGCCCCCGCAGCCGCGGCCCCCGCGGCCGCCGCCGCGCCGCCGCCGGCCCCGGCAGCGGCGCCGGCGGCUCCCGCGGCGCAUGCGGCACCUGCGCCGAAGCGUGCGGCGCCGGCGGCGGCGGCAGUCGCCCCCGGCGGCCGCGUCGUGGCCAGCCCCCUGGCCAAGCGGCUGGCUGCCGAGGCGGGGAUCAGCCUGGCGGGCGCCGCGGGCAGCGGCCCCGGCGGCCGCCUGGUGGCAGCAGACGUGCAGCAGCUGAUCGCUUCGGGCGGCGCGGCCCCGGCGGGUGCGGCGGCUGGCCCCGAGGCUGCCGCCGCCUACGCCUCCUUCACAGACAUUCCCAACACCCAGAUCCGAAAGGUCACCGCGCGGCGUCUGCUGGAGAGCAAGCAGCAGAUCCCGCACUACUACCUCACCAUCUCCGCCCGUGUGGACGCCCUGCAGCAGUUCAGGCAGCAGCUCAAUGCCACGCUGGCGGCCACAGACGGCGGCAAGCUGUCGCUGAACGACUUUGUAGUCAAGGCGUCUGCACUGGCGCUGCGCAAGGUGCCGGAGGUGAAUGCCAGCUGGUUCCCGGAGUUCAUCAGACAGUACCAUUCCGUGGACUGCAGCGUGGCGGUACAGACGCCCAUCGGCCUGAUGGUGCCCAUUGUGAAGGAUGCCGACAAGAAGGGGCUGGCAGCCAUUGCGGCAGAGGUCAAAGAGCUUGCGGGUCGGGCCAAGGAGGGCAAGCUGCGGCCCGAGGAGUUCAGCGGCGGCACCUUCACCAUCUCCAACCUGGGCAUGUUUGGCAUCUCACAGUUUGCAGCCAUCGUCAACCCGCCGCAGGCCUGCAUCCUGGCUGUGGGUACGACCGAGAAGCGCGUGGUGCCUGCUGCGGGCGGGUUUGAGGAGGCCACCUACCUGACAUGCACGCUGAGCUGUGACCACAGGGUGGUGGAUGGCGCGGUGGGGGCGCAGUGGCUACAGGCCUUCAAGGCCUACCUCGAAAACCCCGCCUCCAUGCUACUCUAA